ACGUUGCUGUGCCCAAAAGUGGGCGGGAGCAGUUCCACGGCCUUGGCUCCAUGUACUGCCGGGGGGCCGCCGCGGUCAUCCUCACCUACGACGUGAACCACCCGCAGAGCCUGGUGGAGCUGGAGGAGAGGUUCCUGGGCCUGACGGAGACGGCCAGCACCGACUGCCUCUUCGCCAUCGUGGGGAACAAGGUGGACCUCAGUGAGGAGGGGGCCUCGGAGGGCUGCAGGACGGAAGGGGACAGCCCCGGGCCAGCGGGCGGCAGUGCGCCGUCCAAGGGGCCCAAGCAGGUGCGGCUGGAGGAGGCAGUGGCUCUUUAUAAAAAGAUCCUGAAGUACAAGAUGCUGGAUGAGAAGGACAUGCCGGCCGCGGAGCAGAUGUGUUUCGAGACCAGCGCCAAGACCGGGCACAACGUGGACCUGCUGUUUGAAACCCUGUUCGACAUGGUGGUGCCCGUGAUCUUGCGGCAGAGAGCGCAGGGGCCGCCGCAGACCGUGGACAUCUCCCGUUAUAAGCCGCCCGAACGGACCAAAUCUGGGUGCUGUGCCUGACCCUCAGGGGCCCCCGGCUCCCAGUUUACACAAUUAUCAAGGAGUGUGGGCAAGCGAGCUGUGGUCAGGAGCAUAGAAACUCAAGGAAUUCCUUCGUGCACACGGAGGAGCAGAUCCGAGUGGAAAUGACAGCUUGUUGUUAAGAGAAGGUCAAUGUGAAUCGUCACCUCUGCAUCCUGUGCUGAGCGGUGGGGAGCUGCAGGAUCUGGAGACGGUUGUCCCCGGCUGAUCCUUUCCUGACACCGUGGCCUUGAUGGAGGGUGGCUUGGGUGGGUGUGCACCUGUCUGAGCACCUGUACGUCUUUCAUGCUUGUUGUUCUCAGACGGGUCUCUUCACUGUGACUUAUCUUUGGUCCUAUCAUUUGGAACUUGUAUCUGAUGCAUCACAAAGAUUCUCCACAUGUUAAUUUAUACAAAAUCAGGAAUCACUGUUUUUAUACUGGUUGUAGCAGCAUGAACGACACAUAUUAUUAAAAAGAAUUUUGAGAAGAA
Messenger RNA from Myotis brandtii (Brandt's bat), 1043 nucleotides. RefSeq names its product RAB20, member RAS oncogene family (gene RAB20). The record is from RefSeq and is a predicted model, not a curated record. The transcript has 2 exons. NCBI's taxonomy places the organism in Eukaryota, Metazoa, Chordata, Mammalia, Chiroptera, Vespertilionidae. Gene Ontology annotation, molecular function: GTPase activity; GTP binding. The coding region runs from base 51 to 551 and encodes 166 amino acids.